GCGCUUCCGAGUCGGCGGGUCGCCAUGGCGGCGGCGGCGGCGAUGGCGGCGGCGCUGCGGGAGUGGGCGGCGGCGGCGGCGCGGCAGGACGCGGCCUGGCGGGCGGCGAUGGCCGCCUGGGCGCCGCUGCUGGUCUCGCUGGCCGGGCUGGCGGCGCAGAUGCGGGCGGCGCAGCGGCUGGCGUGGGGCGGCUCGCCGCUGGGCCCCUUCGGCGACCUGCGGGCGCGGCUGUGGCGGAAGCAGCGCGGCGCGGCCGAGGCGCUGCUGGAGCAGCUCGGCGGCCGGCGGGCGGAGCUGCGGGCCGUGCGGGACGCCGUGGGGGCCGGCGUGGCCGCCGUGCUGCGGCUGUACGAGGAGCGGGCGGCGGAGCUGGGCCUGGCGGCGGCCCUGCGGCGCGGGCCGCGCUGCCCCUCGCUGGCUGACGCGCUGGAGGGGCUGCAGGACGUGGAGCGGUACUACCGGCAGCUGAAGGUACCUGGAGAGCAAGCUGCUGCUGCUCCGCAUCCGCUGCGACAGCCUGGCAGACAUGGAGGCCCUCCCGCAGUCUUGGGAGAGGAUUUUGGCGCGCUACAAGGAAGACGUCAUUCAAGAUACGCUUCUUAAGAUUUCUCUGUUUGUGGACAACCAGCGAGAGCUGUGCUGCUCACCAGGCUCCUGACGGAGAACAGGAGGGACUGGCGUCGACCGGCUUCUGCGAGAGUCUGGUAUGUUCUGAGGUGACUGCAAAGAGGAUGAUGAAUUGAGGAAGCUUUACUGGUGCUUUUUGGAAGCUGAAUGAGUUGGGUACUUGGCCUCAGUAGGAAAUGCUUGGACUGUUUCGUUUUCAAGUGAAAAUGGACUUGGUGCCUGAAGAAGAGGCUGAGCUGAACAAGCUGUGGAAAUUGUCCUUUCUUUUGCCUGCCGUGGAUGUUUUGUAUACUGAAAAAAAUGUUGAGACUUAUUGACUUGAGGUGCGCUGCAAAUAAGUGAGCGUAACAUAAAAUCCAGCAGGCUGAUACCUGUACCUGUAAGGAGGAUGCGUAGGUACCGUCCUUACAAAUAAAUAAACGAUGUCAAAUCAGGGCUUGAAAACAGUUUGCAUCUUGUGCCUCUGAGCAAUGUGUUUGCUUUCACCCACCUGUACAUUGAAGAGGAAGGAGCAAAUUUGGCUUGGAAAUGUAAUUAUGGAGGUAUGGAACCCUGAGGACUGACACAGGUAGUUUUCAAGUGUGUUAGAGUAUGGUCUUCUGAUACCUCUGCUAGGGCAUGUUUAAAUCAGUCUUAAAACUUCACGCUCUGUGGCCACAGCAGCUGCUGACAGUUCUGGGGACAUCUUUUGUUGGCCAUGACACCCAUCCUCUGUAACGUUCCCGGAAAGUGGUGGGGUGCCUGUUGCUAAAUAACAUUUGGUAUGAAAUUGUAGCUUCUCGGAGAAGGCCAAAUAAAGAGUUGUACUUGGACGGAUUUUA
Molecule: messenger RNA, 1448 nt
Organism: Harpia harpyja (harpy eagle)
Lineage: Eukaryota; Metazoa; Chordata; Aves; Accipitriformes; Accipitridae
Gene: AIRIM
Product: chromosome 16 C1orf109 homolog
Exons: 4
Coding region: 25-603 (192 amino acids)
Cellular component (GO): nucleus; cytoplasm
Source: RefSeq, a predicted model, not a curated record